Messenger RNA from Penicillium digitatum Pd1, 921 nucleotides. RefSeq lists its product as uncharacterized. NCBI's taxonomy places the organism in Eukaryota, Fungi, Ascomycota, Eurotiomycetes, Eurotiales, Aspergillaceae. The record is from RefSeq and is a predicted model, not a curated record.
AUGGACACACCAAAACACUAUGCCGCUGAAUCCCCGGCAAUCUUUGUCGAUGAGCCUUUAACAGGGUACACAAUGAAAGCUGCGGAACAAGAAUUGGGUAUCUCCAUCCAUGAGGACUCACGUGAUCGCAUCCCUGUGAUCGGUCCACUCUCGACUGAUUCGUUUAUUUCCAAGACUGGAAGAGCAGUCGGACGACCUGCCACUCGUUCUACCACCAGCCACACCAAUGGAGCUUAUUAUGUCCACCGCGGUAAAAAGAUAUUCAAGCGCUUUGAUGACAUGGAAGAUGAGGCCGAGGAUGAAGAUGACCUUGGCCUUUUCGCCAACCGCCCUGACCUGCUGGCCGAUAACCCUGAUAUUCUCAAGAGCGUAAAGCCUUUGAAGCGUGGCGAAAUCAAACCUCGUCUCCUCUUUUCUCCUCCCGUUCAGCCUACCGAUGGUGACGAGGAGGAAGUCACCGAUGUCGAAGAUCACGAGCCAAUGUCUCCAACUCCGGCUUACGAAGAUCAAGCAUGUCUGACUGCUUCCACCUUGCCAGAUCCAUCUAUCCCCUCAUUUGAAUCCGAAGACUUGUCUGUCGUUCGCUCUUCCCCCGCUGGACGUGCUGGCCUUCGUUUCCCUCGCCCUGCUGUAGGCGAUGUGUCACCUUCCCAACCCUCUUCUUUCUCUGAGGACCUAAGUUUCGGCGAUUCCGCCGAGGACCAGACUCGGUCACGAGGUCUCUCUGUCAGCAGUGGCAGCGGUCUCCUGAAGUACUGGCCGUCUGUCAGCAGGAAGACACGGGAGGUUGAGGCCGGCAGCGACCGUGUGAAGCGCCUCCGCGAGGCCCGUGGUAGUCCUGCCCCACGCACCCGACAUGCCCUGCGAGCAGAAGGUUCAGGAGAGGCUUCGGCUGCUGGGCCAUCUACGUCCGAUUCCUAG